This is a messenger RNA of Neohortaea acidophila, 1155 nucleotides long. RefSeq lists its product as uncharacterized. Bases 1 to 1155 code for a protein of 384 amino acids. The transcript is spliced from 5 exons. NCBI's taxonomy places the organism in Eukaryota, Fungi, Ascomycota, Dothideomycetes, Mycosphaerellales, Teratosphaeriaceae. The record is from RefSeq and is a predicted model, not a curated record.
AUGGCUAACACUGGGAACCAUCUUCUCGUCUUUGGAGCGUCCGGUAUCUCGGGAUGGGCUUGCGUCAAAGAAGCCCUGACGUUUCCGUCAAAGACCACCUUCACGAAAAUUACCGGUCUGACCAAUCGACCUUUGUCUCUACAAGACUCGCAUCUUCCGCAAGACUCUCGUAUCCAGCUUGUCUCUGGCAUUGAUCUGACCGGCUCCGUUGACAAUGUCGUCUCAUCGUUGAAAUCCAAGGUUCCGGAUAUCGAGUCUGUCACGCACGUCAUCUUUACGGCAUAUAUUGAAAAACCAGACUUUGAUUCUCUGCGAGAAGUCAAUACGCAGAUUCUCGAGACCGCGGUCGACGCUCUGGACCAAGUCGCCAGCAAGCUCCAAUCGAUUGUAUUGCAGACCGGUGGCAAGGCCUAUGGCGUGGAGUUUAGCGAUAAAUUGGAGAUUAAGCCUCCCUUGAAAGAGAGCCAGGCCAGGAUCCCCGAGCCUUACUACAAGAACAUCUUCUACUACACCCAGCACGAUGCGCUCAAAAAGAAGAGUGCCUCCUCGUCUUGGACAUACAGUGAGAUCCGUCCAGAUGUGAUUGUCGGCUUCACGCCCGGAUCGAACUUCAUGAACAUAGCACAGGGACUAGGACUCUGGCUUUCUCUGGCGAGGGAGGUCAAGGGGGCCGGGGCGAAGAUUCCAUUCCCAGGGUCGGCCAAGUCGUGGAAGAACAAGCACACCGACACCUUCCAAGACAUCCUCGGCCGCAUGAACAUUUACGCUGCUGUGAAUCACGACAAGUGCGGUAAUGGAGGCACGUUCAAUUGCGCGAACGGUGAUCUGGUGACAUGGGCGGACAAGUGGUCCGGCAUUUGCAAGGCUUUCGAUCUCGAAGGCACGCCACCUGGCACCGAGCCGUAUUCGAUCGAAGAAUUCGUCCAGGCCAAUCAGGAUCAGUGGGAGGCGGUUGUAAAGAAGCACAACCUCAAGAAGGGCAUCAUGGAGAACUUUUCUUGGCCCUUCCUGUACUUUGUCAUGACCGUUUUUGACUUCGACCGACAAUACGAUAUCAACGCUUCCCGAGCAGUCGGCUUUCAGGAAGAGGUGGACACCGUCAAGGGCUUUACGACAGCGUUUGAGAGGAUGAGAGGCGCCAAAAUCAUCCCAUAG